This is a messenger RNA of Owenia fusiformis, 2552 nucleotides long. The record is from the annotation of a GenBank genome assembly. Lineage: Eukaryota; Metazoa; Annelida; Polychaeta; Sabellida; Oweniidae.
AUGCAAAUGCCAAGGACUCCACUGCGGCUAUGUUUCACGAGUUUACUGUCGUUCAUCCUCGUGAUGAAACUAUGCCUUGCGGAGUAUUCCAAAGUUGCUACCAACUUCAGAACGUUAGCCAUGCCUGAGGAUGAGGCGGAGGAGAGGUAUUCCAUAAGAGAAGCAAUCGAAUAUGUUCAUCCAACCAAGAUCACCACUGAUGGCAGGUUUGGCGAUUUAAACUACGGUGAUUCCGACGCAUAUAGCACGCAUGGGUUACGACUAUGUCAAAUUAUACAAGCGCAUCAUCUGGAUCACUUAGAUAAUUAUCUAUAUCAGAACUCAUCAACAUUGGAAUGGAUUAUAAAAUCCUGGGAAUAUUUAGCAUAUAGCGCACCUGUAAUUACAGACUGGAAUUGGUGGGUUUUGCAAAUAAGCACACCAAGGUCCCUUUGGCCUGGUCUCUAUCUCUCAAGGGAAAGUAUCAGUAACACGUUGUAUGAUGACUUGAUUCAAAGAUAUUGGACAGAUGCUGAAGUCUGGGAUGUCGCAAACAAAGACGGCAAAAUGUCGGCGUCAAAUCUGGCAAAUAGGGGAUUUCUAGGAUUGUUUGAGGCAUAUUUCCAAGGGGAAACUAUAUUUAGAGACAGAACAAAUGAGGUUAUUCAACUUUUAAGAACAGAGAUAGUUAACAAAAGCUCGUAUCAAGGCGAGGGCAUAGGAGCGGACUAUUGUAUCCACACUCAUAACAUCCACGUAGGACUUUGGGAAGGGCAAUACACUAACUCACAUCUACGACUGAUGAUAUACAACGGUGGAUACGGGGCAGAAUAUCUUAAGAGAUUUGCUCUUAUUCAUAUCCUUCUACAUGAGACUGCUUACAAGGUCGAUGAACUAGUUUUGUCAGAGUUCAUUAACGCUUUCUUGGAGUGUCAUCAAUAUUUGUGCCGUGGGCAGACAUUUGAACCGAGUGUAGUGGGACGUAACAUCGAUGAUAACCAGCGGGUGACUUAUUGGGCAGCUUACGACUCUGUAUACAAGGUUGCAAACAUGCUGUUGAUUCUUGAUUUCCGUAAAGCUGAACUUGAAAACAUACUUUCACGAUAUCAUAACCAUGGGCCAACUAACGAGUCAACAGCCCUUAUAGGUAACAGGGCGUUGUUUGCCUCAGAUAUGAUGGUCCACCACAGACAAGCCUACAUGGCGAGUAUACGAAUGUUUUCCUCUCGCACAGUUAGACCAGAAACGUGGAUCAGUUCCCGCAGAACACAGAAUCCAAAUGGGUAUUUCACGGGAGAUGGUUUCACUACAUUUUUACAAGAUGACCACGAGUUCGGAUCCAGAUACAACGAAGUGUUCCAAUAUUAUGAUUGGGAAAAGAUUCCAGGUACUACGGUUAUAUAUAACGGAUAUGUACCUCAUGAAGGAAUGGAGAGGGUAGGGGACACUCCAAACUUUCCCCAUCAUAUAAGUGAUGCAAACUUUGUUGGUAGUGCCUCGGAUGGAAUGUACGGUGUUGCUGCUAUGGUUUACGAUCGUCCAACAGUUAAUAUAACAUUGAAGAAGUCCUGGUUUUUGUUUGAUAAUGAAAUUGUCUGCCUAGGCAGUGAUUUAUUCCUACGCAACAGUAAUGAUACGAUACCGACAAUUAUCACUACACUGAAUCAAUUGGUUCAAGAUGGUGAAAUUGCGUAUGUGGAUUCAGUUGGUCCUUGGAGGAAUGCAAACAGCGACAUGACAACCAAUGUACAAAAUGCUAAAUGGGUUCACCACGACAAUAUGGGAUAUGCGUUUCCAAAUGAGGCAAAUGUAUAUAUUGAUUCGUAUGAAAAGACAGCAAGUGGUGAACGUUUGAAUGUAACUGCAAUGUGGAUAAAACACGGGCUUGGACCAUAUGCGUAUAUAGUUUAUCCAAAUGUUACUAUUGACCAAUUAGAUAUAAACGUCAAUGCUCCGACUGUAGAGAUCCUUCAGCAAGAUAAAGAUGCUCAUAUUGUAUAUCAAAGAUCUCUUGAUGUACUCUCAAUGAUUGUAUUCACUGCUCCAUUCUUAUUGGAUCACCCGAAUCUCCUCUAUCCAAUUACAGUGAACCAGUCCUGCAUUUUGAUGAUUCGGCACAUUUCGUCAAAUGACAGUCUCUCAAUUACCGUCUCAUUUCCUACACAGUUAUCUGCUGAAAUAAUGAUAACGCUAGGGGUGAGAAUCUCAGGAGAUGACGUACUUCCAAAUGCAAGUGAAAAUACGUAUGGUGUACUAUUUUCUUUCUCGGAUGAGCAAGGUAUAGCUGGAAAAAGUCAAACCAAAACGUAUAGGAUAGUUCAAGAUUCGUCGGUUUCGCCAACACCUGACUAUACAUUUACAAUUAUUUAUGUCACAAUUUCAGUGUUGGUAGUAAUUAUAAUAGUUGUAGUUGUUGCAGUUAUUAUAAAGAAGAAACAUAACAAGGUAACUUUCAUAGUUAAUAAAAACAGUAAAUAGAAGCAGUUUUGAGGUCUUUAGAGGAGAUACAAGUAUGUAAUAUGGUUGCCUAUUUCACAGAAGUUUUAACCAAUUAUCUACAAUGAUGCCGAUAG